Thamnophis elegans (Western terrestrial garter snake) is the source of this 1304-nucleotide messenger RNA. RefSeq names its product potassium voltage-gated channel subfamily A regulatory beta subunit 3 (gene KCNAB3). Gene Ontology annotation, cellular component: membrane; cytoplasm; voltage-gated potassium channel complex. Gene Ontology annotation, molecular function: potassium channel regulator activity; voltage-gated potassium channel activity; transmembrane transporter binding. The record is from RefSeq and is a predicted model, not a curated record. Lineage: Eukaryota; Metazoa; Chordata; Lepidosauria; Squamata; Natricidae. Gene Ontology annotation, biological process: potassium ion transport; regulation of potassium ion transmembrane transport.
AUGCAGAUCUCCAUCGCUUGCACCGAGCAGAACCUGCGGAGCCGCAGCAGCGAUGACCGGCUGUGCGGGGGCGGCGGGCGGGCGGCCACGGCGGGCGGGGGUCCCGGCCAGGGGAACAACGGCGCUUUCCAAGCCCCGGGCAAGGGGACCCGGCUGGCGGGGGGAGUCCGGGCGUCCGGGCAAACCCUGCCCCACCAGCUCGCCUUCCUCCUGCGGGAGUCCACCGGGCGAGCCACCGGCAUGAACUAUCGGAACCUUGGGAAGUCUGGUCUGCGCGUCUCCUGUCUUGGCCUCGGUACUUGGGUGACGUUUGGAUCCCAGAUCUCCGAUGAGGUGGCUGAAAACGUGCUCACCAUCGCUUACGAAAACGGGGUCAACCUCUUUGACACGGCCGAAGUUUACGCUUCUGGCAACAGAGAAACUUUGGGGAAUAUCUUGAAGAGCAAAGGAUGGAGGCGUUCCAGCUACGUGGUCACCACCAAAAUCUACUGGGGAGGCCAGGCGGAGACCGAAAGGGGCUUGUCGCGGAAACACAUCAUUGAGGUGAGAAGGGGGCUCAAAGGCUCCCUGCAGAGACUCCAGCUGGGCUACGUGGACAUCGUCUUCGCGAACCGCAUGGAUGGUAACAGCCCCAUGGAAGAGAUUGUCCGAGCCAUGACGUACGUGAUCAAUCAAGGCAUGGCCAUGUACUGGGGGACUUCUCGCUGGAGCGCCAUGGGAUUAUGGGAAGCCUACUCGGUGGCCCGGCAAUUCAACCUCAUCCCUCCUGUGUGCGAACAGGCGGAAUAUCAUAUGUUCCAGAGAGAAAAGGUGGAGACCCAGCUUCCAGAGUUGUAUCACAAGAUAGGUAUGAAGGAAGAAGGAAAAAGGGCUUGGGGCCCGCUGGCGUGUGGACUCAUCACGGGAAAAUAUGAAGAAUGUGUGCCGGAGAAACUGCCGGGCAGCCUUCAGGGCUACCAGUGGCUGAAGGAGAAGCUGCAGAGCGAAGAUGGGAAGAAGCAGCAAAGCAAGGUGAAAGCAUUGCAACCCAUCGCUGAACGCCUGGGCUGUACCGUGGCGCAGCUGGCUAUUGCCUGGUGUCUUCGCUCAGAAGGGGUCAGUUCCGUGCUCCUGGGGGUCUCUAGUGCCGAGCAGCUCAUCGAGAACCUGGGAUCCAUUCAGGUCCUCACCCAGCUGACCCCUCAAGUCAUCCAGGAAAUCGACGCCAUACUGGGGAACAAGCCCAACGCCAAGAAGGAGUCCCGGGCGUAGGAGGGCCGGCGUGCGGCCCCACCAGACUUGCCUCCCUCCUGCUCCUCCGUGGA